Messenger RNA from Cylindrotheca closterium, 723 nucleotides. Lineage: Eukaryota; Bacillariophyta; Bacillariophyceae; Bacillariales; Bacillariaceae. The record is from the annotation of a GenBank genome assembly.
AUGGGUCAACCUGGAAACAUUUGUCUCCUGAGGGCUCCUCCACCACGUCACGUCGCUACGCACCAGCGCCUUCACAUCCUUCCUGCCCAUGGUGGACCGCACCGCUUCCCUCUGAUGUUCUUCGCGCUACGGUUCGCCCCAUCACGGCUAGACCUACAAUUGACGGGCCCUUCCAUCAAAACAGCGAUCCUACAGCUUCUUCACGGCGUUCGUACACCUACUUCGUCCCCUCUAAGGACCAUCUCUCCUUCGGUUCGGCCGGUCUUCUUGGCUCAGCAGGUGAUUGGGUCCCAAGGCCUUUUGGAGGGACGCAUAGCCUCGUCUUGGCUUCCGCUCCAACAACAACAUUAUGACAAGAUCAGAUGUCGACAAUCUGUCUCUCUUUGGGCGUCCCGCCUCUCACAACAGCUGAUCUCAAUUGGCUUCUACAUGUGGGAGCAAUGGAACUCCGUUCAACAUUCGGAUGAUAACGUUCAACUACGUGAACGUCACAGUACUGUCAAUGAGGGGAUUCACUCACAGUUUGAUAUGGGUCCUGAUGACUUGCCUAGGGAAAUUCAACCAAUGUUAACAAGCCGUCGACGUCGACGAGUCCUUCGCAAGUCAUUGGUGGACAAGGAAGAGUGGCUGAAGUUGCUUUGUCAGGAACGCAGAGAUUACCGUCGCUCCAUGAAAGCACAACGCCGCAGUCUGUGGACUAUUUUUUCCCCUGGACCACAAUAG